Danio aesculapii is the source of this 1255-nucleotide messenger RNA. Its product is annotated as E3 ubiquitin/ISG15 ligase TRIM25-like. Gene Ontology annotation, molecular function: zinc ion binding. The transcript has 6 exons. Bases 20 to 1219 code for a protein of 399 amino acids. NCBI's taxonomy places the organism in Eukaryota, Metazoa, Chordata, Actinopteri, Cypriniformes, Danionidae. The record is from RefSeq and is a predicted model, not a curated record.
GGGGAGAGAAAGGACUAAAAUGGCAGAAUAUUUAUCUGAUGUUCAGAAUCCUUUUGACUGUUCCAUCUGUCUGGAGCUGUUUAAGGAUCCAGUGACUACAUCUUGUGGGCACAGUUUCUGUAUGAACUGUAUUAAGGGGUUCUGGGAUCAGGAAUCUCUUAAACCAGUUUUCAGCUGCCCAACAUGUAGGAGGACAUUCAGGCAAAGGCCAAGUCUUGGCAGAAGCACUGUUCUCGCUGGCAUUUUGGAAGAAAGGAAGCAGGACGUUCCAGCUGGACGUGGAGAUGUGCAGUGCGAUGUUUGUAAAGGAAGGAAACUCAAAGCCGUCAAGUCUUGUCUGGUGUGUUUGGCGUCCUUCUGUCAAACUCACCUUCAGCCUCAUUGUGACUCUGAAGCUUUGAAAAAGCACAAGCUGGUGAACGCUUCAGCAAAUCUACAGCAGCAGAUCUGCCCUCAACAUCAUAAAGCUCUGGAGAUUUACUGCUAUGAUGACAAGAAAUGUAUUUGUGUGCUUUGUUUGGGAGAUCAGCACAGUGGACAUAAGACUGUCUUAGCCAUAACUGAAAUGGCAAAAGAAAAGGAGAAAUUGAAAAUUAACAAAAUGGAAUUCACUAGGAAAAUCACAGACAUACACAAGAAUCUUCAAGCAUUUAGGAAGCCUUUGGAUUUUCACAAGAGCUCUGCACAGGCAUCAGUGGAGCACAGUGACUGGAUCUUCACUGAACUCAUCCGAUCCCUUACAAAAAAACGAACUGAAGUAAGAGAAAAGAUCAGAGCUCAGGAGAAAAAGGAGACUCAACAAGUUACGGAUUACAUACAGAAACAGGAACAGGAGAUGAGCAAUCUUCAGAACCAGAGUGUUAAACUGGAGCAGAUUUUACACACAGAGGAUCACAUUUAUUUCUUCCAGAAUUUCUCUUCCCUUUCUCCCAGACUGUGUGUCUUACCCAGUGAUGUUAAUGAUCUUAUAACAUUUGAGAAAGUAGAUGAAUCUGUCUCAAAGCUGAAAAGAAAACUGGAUGAAGUCUGUGAGGAGCACAUGGGCAAAAUAUCAAACAAAGUUGCUGAUGUCCACAUUAUCAAGCCCUUGUGGAAAAUCAGAUUGUUAUCUGAUUCAUCUGAAUCAUCCGAAGCCUCUGAAUCCUCUGAAGCCCCUGAAUCCUCUGAAGCUCCUGCAUCUUAUGUAGCUUCUUUAUCCCCUGGUUGUUUGUCAGAAUGAAGAUGGUGCUAUGAUUAAAAUAUUGUAAAAAUGCAA